ACCAAACAAACGCAUCGACGAAUCGUAAUCGAACUCAUCGGAGCUUCUUGAAUUCAUCUUCGAAGAGGGUAUAGGUUCAUCGUGUUGCUUAGUUUCUGAGAAAAGAGGAAGAGACGAGGCGAGGGAGAUAUGGAUUGGGACAACGUAGCUGCUGAGGAUGUGAUUGAGGCGCUCAGAGAAGUUGAAUGGUCCACUCCUCCUCGUUCGUUUGGCGAGUUCUUCUCUAGAUUCGCAUUCCCUCGCUCUUUCUCUAAAUGGAAGAGCCGUCUCAAAUGCAAUCUCUACUACUAUAGAACUAAUUACUUUAUCCUGGUGGUUCUCCUUCUGGGUCUUGCGCUUGUCACAAGACCUCUGGCUAUUGUGGGUGCUGCUCUAACAGCCUUGGGCAUAGCUUUCCUUAACGACAGUUUUGCCGCUAGUUUCAAUGAGAAGUUUAUAAGGACUAUUAGGCAUUUCUCCCCACAUAUGGCUGCAAAAAUGAGGCCUCCCCACAUGCCUGUCAUCCGUGGAAGAUCAGCAGCAAGAAAGACAGUAUACGUGUGUGGAAAACCACGAUGGGCAUAUGUUGUUGUUCUCCUAACAGCCAGUCUUGCCAUGUGGUUUUCUUCCUGCGGUUUGUUGUUGGUCCUCUAUGCACUUCUCACUUCCCUCGUCGUGAUUGUCCUUCACGCAAGCGUAAGAACUCCAAACCUCAAGGCACGAUUGAACACAUUCCGCGAAGAAUUUAGAGCUGUCUGGCGCAACUACAGUGAACUUUGAGUCACAUGGCUGCUACGAUCUAGGAGCAAACGGAGGCUGUUAAUCUGAAGUGAGCAUCCCUUUGUUAUGUCAGAUGAUUGCAGAUACGGCUCUCAGUUUCAUGGUUAAGAUGGGUUUUUGGCUGUUCGAUCGCAGACAAAUAGAUUCACUUGAAAUACAAGACAUACUUGAUCAAGUUUCUUUUAAUUGGUGUAGUCAUGUUUAUAGUUUUCAAACUGUGAUAGUGAUAUGACCUAACAAUACUGAUAUUUUUUUUUAUGAAUAGAUUCAAACAGAA
Capsella rubella is the source of this 1036-nucleotide messenger RNA. RefSeq names its product PRA1 family protein A2. Gene Ontology annotation, cellular component: membrane. The transcript has 7 exons. The coding region runs from base 130 to 759 and encodes 209 amino acids. NCBI's taxonomy places the organism in Eukaryota, Viridiplantae, Streptophyta, Magnoliopsida, Brassicales, Brassicaceae. The record is from RefSeq and is a predicted model, not a curated record.